Molecule: messenger RNA, 1770 nt
Organism: Bicyclus anynana (squinting bush brown)
Lineage: Eukaryota; Metazoa; Arthropoda; Insecta; Lepidoptera; Nymphalidae
Product: meiosis-specific nuclear structural protein 1
Exons: 9
Coding region: 155-1648 (497 amino acids)
Biological process (GO): cilium organization
Cellular component (GO): motile cilium
Source: RefSeq, a predicted model, not a curated record
AGUUUUGAUUUUGAAUUUGAAAUUUGAUUUGAAAAUUGAAUCAUGUAACAUUGUUUUUUGACUAUUUUUAUUAGUCACUAUUUAAUUAAUUUACUCACCAAUAUUUACAUUAGAUAACAAUUUAAAACAACACUUCAAAUAACGUAUUAAUACAAUGGAAGCCAAAACCGAGUUGCAACGCAAUGCAAUAGCGUUAGCGCGUCGCAAGGAGUUGGAGACCUACCAGCGAGCCCUGGACAUACAAUGGUUGAACAGCCGCAUGGAGGACGGCCGCAUGGGCCGCUGCCUCGCGCUCAUACAGAAGGAGGCAGAGAUGGAGAAGGAUUACCAAGAGAGAACAGAUCACGCAGCAAUAGUCAAUGCAAAAGCCAAAAAAGAGACUGAGCUAGGAAUUGCAGUGUCCAAAGUGCGCAGGGAAGAAGAUUGUGAACUGCUUAGACGUCACUACCUGAGGGAGAGGGAUCCCAGUCUCCGGGAGCUGAUGAAGAAGCUCCAAGCUGGGUAUGUGUGCAGGGACCUUCAGUUGCAGAUAAAGCAGAAUGAGUACAAGAAGCUGCAAGAUAAGACUGAAGAGAGCCGAGCGUACCGUUGCCUCUCCACCUGCCUCAGCAAUGAAAAGGAGGCGCAAGAUCAAGCUGAACAGCUGAAAGCUGACAAGAACAGGAAGUACUGCUACGAGUUGCAGCAACAGUUGGUCAACCAGCAGCAGCAGAGGCAGUGCCAGUAUGAAGAGUCACUGAUUGAGAAGAAGAUGCUUGAGGAAAUUUCUAGGACUCUCGCUGAUGAAGAUCAGAGAGAGCUCCUACAAAAACGCGAGCAAAUGGAGAAGAUGCAGAAGGAAAUGCAGACGUUCAAGGCGGCGCGCCUUGCGUGGAAGGAGAAGCAGAAGGCCGUGGUCAUCAUGGAGGAGAAGCAGAUUGAGGAGCAGAAGCAGGCGCUCUCUGACAGGAACAGUGCCAUAAUAGCAGAGCGAGAACGAAGAUUAAGAGAGAAGGAAGAAAAAAAUAAAAUAAUCACUGACAAAAUACUACGUGAUGAGGCAGCACGUCAAGAACGCGAGAACAUAAUAAAACUUCUCCAAGAGCAAGAGUAUCUGGAGAAGAAUGUGCAAGACGACGUGGCGGAGCGCAGCAAGCUGCAGCGAGUGCGGGCCGACACCAAGCACGCGCUGACGUCACAGAUGGAGAUGAGGAGGAUGCUGCGGAGGGAGCAGCAGAUCGCUGACGGGGAGUUCCGGAAACAGGCCGAAGCGAAAAUGGCGGCCGAGGAAGCAAUAGAGAGGGAAAAAGAGCGGAAGAAGAAGGAAAAGAACGAGCAGUACUCGCGGGAGCUGAUGCAGCAGAUAAAGGAGAAUCAGAUCAUCAGGCAGAGGAAUAAGAAGAUGGAGGACGAUCGCGCCAAGUACGUGUGGGACUGCGACAGGGCGUGGCGAAACGAAGUAGCUUCAGAGAGAAAGAAGAUAAUAGAAGAGAACGUGCCCCACGUGCUGGGCUACAUGCAAGCGGGGGUCAUCGCGCCCGACGACCUGGCCAAUGUCGCAGCCGACAGCAAGUUGGCCCAACUCGACAUCGGAUCUCUGGUCGCGUCCAACCGCCUCAAGAGAUUCCCCAAAUGCAACGCCCAGUGUAGAAUAUUGAGGGAAUAUUGAUUUAUUACGGUAAAUUAUUUAUUUUAAUUUUGGGUUGUUUUAAAUUAAUUUUCCUAAAUAUUUUGUAUUUAUGUUAUGAAAUUCCUUUUCAUUUUAAUGAAUGUAAUUUGUAAUGGAAUGUC